Rotaria sp. Silwood2 is the source of this 3291-nucleotide messenger RNA. The record is from the annotation of a GenBank genome assembly. Lineage: Eukaryota; Metazoa; Rotifera; Eurotatoria; Philodinida; Philodinidae.
AUGGCAAAUUCUGCUGAAACAGGUGGUGUUCAUGCUCUGGUUCGUCAUACAGCUGCGAUGGCUGAAUUAGCCAUUCAUGCUGGUCAUCCAGAUCGAAAACAUAACGAAUAUUUACCAUAUCCUGAUGAUAAUUUUAUUGAAACUGUUGAUGAACGACUUGAAAGCGCUGGUAAAUAUACUAUUGAACAUAUACAUAAUCGUGGUGGACAAGCAUUUAUCCCUAAUGCUCGAGUUAAUGUUAAAUUAAUUGUUGCUCAACGUACUUAUGCCGCUUUUACAGAAUUUCUUAAUCCUUAUUUGUACUGUGUAACAACUGAAUAUGGUCCUUUUGAAUGGUCUGUUUAUAAACGUUAUCGACAUUUUCAUGAGUUACACAAAGCCUUGAUUCACUUUGUUCAAAUGGAAACAAAAAGAUCAAUCAGUGAUUUAGAAAAAAUUCAAGAUGAAGAUAAUGAAUAUCCAUGUUUCCCAACAAGAAAUGAUCGUUUGGCAUUUAUUAAUGAUACUAUUAUUCAAGAACGUUGUAAAAUUCUUGCUGAAUAUCUCAAUAGAGUUCUCAAACAUCCUAAAUUUCGUAAACAUCCAGCAACGUGUGAAUUUUUUGAAGUAAGUUGUUUAUCAUUUAUUUAUGGUAUAUCAAUUAGCCGAAAAGAAGGUUAUCUAUUAAAACGAUCACAUGAUGAAUAUCGUGGUCAGCGUGCUCUCUUUCGUCUACCACUGCUUUGUGAUACAUGCAAACGUCAUCAUGAUCGAAAAUGGUUUGUUAUUAAAGAUAGUUAUAUAACAUACAUACGACCUAGUACAUUUGAAUUACGUUUUCCAAUGUUAGUUGAUCGUGGUUUUCGCAUUGUUACUGGUCUACGUAAUGUUCGCACUUAUCAUGGUAUUAAAUUAAAAAAUUUACAACGUACAUUAGUUCUUAAAUGUCGAACAACACGUGAAUCUGAAGAAUGGACACAACAUUUAUUAAAUUUAAUUGAACAAUCCAAAGGUUUUAUCGAUAAAACAGCAAGUAGAUUUAAUUCAUAUGCACCUAUUCGAGAAAAACAAUUAGCUUAUUGGUUUGUUAAUGGUAAAUCAUAUAUGGAAGCUGUUGCUAAAGCACUUUUAACAGCUAAAGAACAAGUUUUCAUUACGGAUUGGUGGCUUUCACCUGAAGUUAUGUUAAUUCGACCAACAGAGGAUGAAACAUUUCGACUUGAUAAUAUAUUAGGAAAAAUAGCUGAUGAAGGAAUUCGUGUUUAUGUAAUGGUUUUUAAAGAAAUGAAAUUUGCUAUAGGUUUGAAUAGUGCAUAUACAAAACGAAUAUUAAUUAAUAAAAGUAAAAAAGGAUUUAUUAAAGUUAUUCGACAUCCUGAUCAUCAUCCGAACGGAGGAGUAUUGUUGUGGUCUCACCAUGAAAAAAUGGUUGUUAUCGAUCAAAAAAUCGCUUUCGUUGGUGGAAUUGAUUUAUGUUAUGGCCGUUGGGAUGAUGAUUUUAUGCGUCUCGUCGAUUUGGGCGCAGAAAAUGAUACAACAUUGAAAUCAUCACUCGACAUAGUUGUAGAAAACGUAGCAGCAGGUGGCACAGAGAUGGUAGAAUCAGCACAAAAAGCUACCACACAAAUGGCUGAACAAGCUGGUGAAAGAUCAAUUAAGAGUAGUGAUCGUUUGAGAACAGUAUUCAGUGCUCCGAACAAAGCAAGUGAAGAUAUCAAAUUUGGCGAACCAAUUAAUGAAACUAAACCAGAUUUUCGAACGAAAUUGAUAGCUAAAAAAUAUAAACCAACAGCAUCUGAUCGAAGAAUAUUUAAAGACGAUGAAAAAGUUGCUCGACGACCAGAUAAAUAUGCUCGAAAAUGGCGAAAAUUAGCUCACAAAGUGAAAACAAGCAGUGAUGAUUCUGAUAAUGAAGAAACUUUAGAAGAGACACAAGCAGUUGUUGGUCCAACACCUGAAAUUGAUAGAAGGCAGAAAUUUUUUAUUGGAAAAGAUUAUUCAAAUGCAUAUGAAAAAGAUUUCGAAGCACUUGAAAAUUACGCCGAAGAUUAUAUUGAUCGAAAAUUAGUACCACGUAUGCCAUGGCAUGAUGAAGCACUGGUUGUAUUUGGUCAAGCAGCUCGAGAUGUUGCGCGACAUUUCAUUCAGCGAUGGAAUAUCCAUAAAUGUGAAAAACAUCUAAAGAAUGAUUAUUAUCCAUUUCUAUUACCCAAGUCUUAUGAUGAUGAAGAAGAUUUAACUGUUAAAAAUUGGAAGAAAUUUCUUGAAGGUGAACCAUUUCAAGUCGAUACUCAAUGUGUUCGUUCCGUUGGACCAUGGUCAGCAGGAACAAAAACAAUUGAAUCAUCUAUUCACAAUGCUUAUGUACAAAUGAUUGAUGCUGCAAAACAUUUUAUAUACAUUGAAAAUCAAUUCUUUAUUACUAUUGCUCAAGAUCCAAGCGUUCGAAAUCAAUUAGGUGAUACUCUUUUUCGACGUAUAGAACGAGCACAUAAUUUGCACGAAAAAUUUCGUAUUUAUAUCGUUCUUCCUCUUUUACCUGGUUUUGAUAGCAUCAAUGCUGUACAAGCUGUACUCUUUUAUAUCAUGCGUUCAAUUACUAAGGGUGAUGGUUCAUUAUUUAAACGGCUUGAAAAAGCAGGUAUUUCACCAGAGAAUUAUAUUAGUAUUUUUGGUAUGCGUACUCAUGAGAUCCUUAUGGGUCAUUUAGUAACCGAAAUAAUAUAUGUUCACUCAAAACUAAUGAUUAUUGAUGAUCGUAUGGCUAUAUGUGGUAGUGCGAAUAUAAAUGAUCGUUCAUUACUUGGUCAACGAGAUAGUGAGUUUUGUAUGAUAAUAAAUGAUCGUGAAGAAGAAUAUGGUCGAUUUAAUGGGCAGCAAGUUCGUGUAGGAAAAUUUUGUUCUAGUUGGCGAAGAAAACUUUUUGCAACUGUUUUGUUUCUUAGAAUGCUGCUAGGUAUUCAAUUCGAGAACCCAAAUAAUAUUGAUAUAACUGAUCCAGUAUCAGAUGAAUUUUAUACUUAUUUUCGAAAUGUAGCAAGAAAAAAUACACUCAUUUAUGAAGAAGUUUUUGCUUCAAUGCCAACUGAUCAUGUUAGAAAAUUUGAUCAAGUUGCUGGAUAUAAUGAUGCGCCGAAGAUGAAAGAUACUGAUCCAAAACAAGCACAACGAAAAUUGAGAGAUAUUCAAGGUCUUGUUGUCGAAUAUCCACUUUACUUCCUUGAUGACGAAGAUUAUUUACCGAGUAUAAAAACUCCUGAAGGUAAGAACUUUCGAUUAAUUAUUAAUGAUGGAUUCAACUAUAUUUUUUGA